AUGCCUUACACGCCCCCCUCUCAUAGUCGAUCCCCCGCCAACUCUGCCCCCUCGUCGCCCGAUAACCGACGCAGCACGCCGUCGGCUCUGGGCGGAGGAAAUGGCGCCACGAACGACAAGGUACCCGUCGGUGCGACAGACAACAUCAGGACUCUCGCCACGACCAGUGUCCGACAAUCGCCACCGCCGGUAACCAACGAGAGUGGUAUGCCUAACGGUGCUGUCAUCUCACCUCCGGACUCCGCAAGCGAGGACGAGGAAGGCACGCAGCGCGGACGCCAGCUUCACAACCUGAAGGAACUGCAAGAUGCCAUCAGCCAAAUCCCUGUUCGCAGGGCACCCUCGCCCCCACCAAAGACGGCCGCAGGGGACAUCUCCAGGCCCGAAGUCAUCUCGAGCAACAACAUUGUUCACAGCUUCAGCACCCCCGACCUCGCGGGCGGAAGGAGGCGAACACACGCGCGCUCUGCUACCGAACCCAAGGUCAUGAUCUCCAAGUCUUCGGAGACCUCACUUACCGGUUCUGAAGAGGAGUCGGAUGAGGAUCUCAUGAUGAAGCCUCCGAUGGUUCGAAAGAAGUCUGGAGAGCUCGUUCGCCCUGCUCUGCGUCCUUCAUCCCACCGAAGGCCGUCCAGUAUGCCCGGGACGCCGACCUUCUCAAAGGCGGUGCAUUUCGACUCGCACCUCGAGCACGUGCGCCACUUCCUCCAGGUCGACCGCCCGCUCGCCGUCAGCGCUGGGUCGUCACCUGCCGAUAACUACGACAGUGAUAAUGAGUAUCCGUUCCCAGGCGAUGAGCGAUCCGGCACUCGGUCCCCUCCUUACGAGUGGGAAAUCGUGACGGCUAACCAGCCGAUGGAUUCUCCUAUCCGCAAGUCGCUGCCUGUGCGCCUCGAGAAGGUCUGGCUCUCACCCGACCAGAAGUCGUUACUCGGUUCUGUCGCCGUUGAGAACAUGUCUUUCCAGAAGUCCGUCACUUGCAGAUUCACACUUGACUACUGGAAGACCACUUCCGAAGUCGCCGCUGAGUACUCGCAUGAGAUCCGCCCUAAGGAGUCGGACGCCGGCCAUGACCGUUUCACCUUCGCCAUCAAACUCUCGGAUUUGGCUCACCUCGAGUCCAAGACUCUCUAUUUCUGUGUCCGCUACAACGUCAUGGGACAAGAGUUCUGGGACAACAAUGGCGGCACCAACUUCCAAGUGGACUUCCGCAAGAAGCACUUGCCUCAAAACGGCAAACGCAUCAUUGGCGCCGCCAGUAGGCCUGUCGGUGGCCUGCCCCGUAGCAACCGUCGGGCUAGCCCGGCUGCUAGCUCAUCACGCCCUAAGUCUGUCACUGUUGGCUUCGACGAUUUUGGCGGCGAGAAGGGCAAGUACAACUUCGACCAGCCCAUCCACGAAUAUCUUGGAGAAUCCGGCCCGCCUCUCCGCCUCAAGACCAAGUCGACCAGCAACCUGGCGAGUGAUAACAUUUCGAGGGGCUUGACCGCACCCAGCUGCCAGGCUUUCUCCAACCGCUAUGACUUUGGUGCCUCCCUCACCGCCGCUGUUCAGGCCGCAAAGGACUCGAUGAGCAAGGACACCAAGGCCGACGGUGGUCUGUACAUGAAGAGCCACAAGAAGAUCUCCAUGGCCCCUGAGCCUCCCAAACUGAAGAUGCCCGUCGUGCCUCGUGGUCCCUCGCCCAUGAUUUCUAACCCGAAACCUGUGGCAGUGGCUGGCAACGACUCGCCCAACACUUCCCUUGCUUCCAACUCAUAUGAGGAACUUGUCAACAAAUACUGCUUUUUUGGCUCAAAGCAGUCCAGCCCAAACCUACAGGAGGGCACCCUCAAGGGUAGCAAGUACGACGGUGCUGGCGAUGCCUGCGACACCCGCGGCACCAACAGCACCAACUCCAGCCAAAACGGAAGUCCCAACAUGCCUCACCAUGCUGGCCCCGCACAGCACCAUACCCUCCACAUUCGUGACGACUCGCCAUACUUCUUUGGCAGUGCCGUCGGUGCUUCGCCCGCCAACUCGCCGCUCAUCUCCCUGAUACCCUCAAGCGAGCGACCAUCCAGCCCAUCAACAGCACAGCGGCAAGCAGGCCAAGUCGCCACUCCUGCAUCAGCCUCGCCGGCUCCCCUGACUGGUGGUCUACCUCAGUUCGCUGGUACGUCGCCACAUCUCUACGCCCAGCACUUGCCGGAGCGGUUUCCGUUCUCCUUCAGUGAGACUCAUGCCGGUACAGCAAUUCGAGGUUGA
This is a messenger RNA of Verticillium nonalfalfae, 2247 nucleotides long. RefSeq lists its product as uncharacterized. Bases 1 to 2247 code for a protein of 748 amino acids. Gene Ontology annotation, cellular component: protein phosphatase type 1 complex. The transcript has 3 exons. Gene Ontology annotation, molecular function: glycogen binding; protein phosphatase 1 binding. Gene Ontology annotation, biological process: regulation of glycogen biosynthetic process. NCBI's taxonomy places the organism in Eukaryota, Fungi, Ascomycota, Sordariomycetes, Glomerellales, Plectosphaerellaceae. The record is from RefSeq and is a predicted model, not a curated record.